GAGCUCGCGCACGAUGACACACAGUUUGUCCGUGCCACACCCCUGACAUCGGUGUUUAGUGUUUCUCUGUUUCUACAACCGGCACAGGUGUGUGUGUGAGAGAGAGAGAGACAGCACACCUUUGGCAAAACAUUUUAUACCGGUAAUAAACUGUAGAGAAUCAAGUCCUCGAAGUGUGUCAGUGUAGCCUGGUACUGACACGAAGACAUGCUAACUUUGUUGUUUUAACCUCUUCUCUCCCACUCCAUGAACUUCAAAGAAAAAAAAAUUAUUAAAAAAAGAAACAAAUGUUUGCUCUUCUCGUCCACACAGUUCUGAUCUCAAAGCUUUCCUCGAGCUGAAGAGUGUGUGGUGGGUGAGAAAGUAAACUAAUGUAGAUAUUAGGUUUGCUGAUAUGCACGAGAACAAAUGCAAUUAUGUAUCUAAUUCUAUUUUCCUGAAUUCAUUAGUCUGUGACAGCUCUUUGAUAGAUUGGGAGGGGGACUAGAGGAUGAAAAGAUCGAGAGAAAGACAACAAAGGAAGUUAAGAAAAAAAGGAGGAAUAAUAUUGGCCUAAUGUAACAUAACAUGGGAAAAGUACACUUUCUCUCUCUCACACACACAACUCUUAUCUUUCCUUCAUACUGGCGGUGCGCAUGCGCCAGGCACAAACGGCCCAUUGAUGACAUAGCUUAUGCUAGCACACCCACUGCACUGUGAUGUCAUGUCAGCACCAGUGCACCACUCGGUGGGACGGCCUGUCCCGCAGUAAAUAGUUCACAGUAAAUAUAACACCGCCAACAACAACUUCUCCGAAGCCAGUCUCGUCCCACUGUCGUGUGCUCGCUGGGAUUUACGCCUCCCCUCGGCCAGACAUCCAACAUCGACAUCUGAAAGACAUCUAACAUCGAGAAAUUUCUUCGUCUUUCAGAAAGAGCUUUAAUGUUACAGGCAACACGUGAUUUGUGCCAUGUCCUCACCAAGGAUUGGAUAACGGAAGUGCUUUGUUGUGAGUACUGUGAGUCGGUUUUUGUGAUGAUGGUAGGUGUGUCUUAAAGAAGAGACUUCUUCAUAAAUUUGUAUUUGGAGAGCAAUCGGGGUUUGCUCAGCUGAAAAGGAAAACAGUUUAGAGGAGGUUCAAAGUCAAACAUGCCUUCUACACGACUCCAGCAAGCGAAAAAGAAAAUCAGUGGCGGUUUCAACUCUUGGCGCAAGAAGCAUAAAGAAAGGAUAGCUAUUGACACAUCCGGGACAGACGUCCUGGGUGCCACACGGUCGUGGACGUGGAGACCGUUGGAUUUCGAGCCAACAGUUUCGGACAUUACUCAGGAUCCAACAUGGAGCUGGGGGCAACACUCGUCAAACAAUGUGCUGGCUGGCGUUGGAGCUCGGUUCGUAUGAGAGUCCAGGAAGAUCCCAAGACAGUGGAUACAUCCCCGACGACGAAACUUCAGUUUGCAGGCGUCAGAAUUCCCAGUCUCCGCCAUCUUUUCCGCCAUUUUUGAUUCCUGCGCUGGGCAGCUUGGACGGGGAGCAGUUCGUCAACAAGUUAUUUUCAGACUUUUUGCCUGUCAGUGAUGACAGCAGUGAGGACGAGAGAGAGGUGAUGAACCAGCUGCUGGGAGGAUCAUUCUACAUCGCAAACACCGGAGCGAUCUGAAAGCGGAGGUGUUCCGCCAGGUAGAGGCCUCGCUAAAGCAUCUCUCGAUGCCGGGAAUGAAGAGGCCGAGUUUAGAGACCACAGUCGAAUUGUUGAAAGCGGUAGUGGAGGAGGAGACACACCUUAUGAACGUCCCCGUAACGAAAGCGACGACGAUGAAGGGAUGAGUUCCGACGAUGACACUUUAAUGAAUUUCUCAAUUUCCACUGACGACGACAACGAUUGCACAGAAGAAUCUCCGAAAAAUAGCAACGGAGACCUGACCAAACAGGAAGUCCCACCAUCCGAAGCUUGCGACAACGAUCGCCAGCAAAGCUUCGUGGCUUCCAUGUUCCCCAUGCCUGGAGUCUCGCGCAGAACGGAAGUCGACGUCAGCGUGCAAAGCAUGAUGGACUCACGCCAGGUGUGGACGCCGGGCCCCUGUCCUGAUGGUGGCUCGUUGCCAAACUCGCCGGCCUUGCACAACCGUCCGAGACAACCGGCGCCCACCUCGGCCCCGUCGCCCAGGAAUUCGCCGGAAGUUGUCGAAACAAGGAUAACGAAUGGCGAGGGCUGUAGCUCUCCUGCGCGCGUCAAACGUGUGGGGGACCCCAGUGAAGUCCCAGGCUGUGUGAUUCCCGGACGAGAAGGUAUCGGUGACUUGGUGGAGAAGGUCCUGGAAGACGAAAGCAUGAAGGUGUGUCAUCAUCCCCAGUGCAGCGAGGACAACCACGACAAGCCGUUGCUGCUGUGUCGUCAGUGUGACCUGGACAUUCACCGACAGCCGGAGUUCAGCGGUCACCUGGUGCUAGACGCCACGAGCAAGAGACUGAGCUACGGUCGCCAAGAGCAGUCUCCUGUUGAGAGCGACAGCGCCGAGGACUGGCAUCACGAUGAGGACACCGUGGAUGGUCUCAGCCUCUUCGUCAAGAAGCCGAGCAAAGACUUCAAAAGAAACAAGUCUCCGAGUGAAGUCGAGAGGAAACUGAAGCGGAAGAAAGCGGUGAAAAAGAAAAGUUUCUCGAAGAAUGACAGCUUCUCGGCUCCCGCUCUGGAGGCGGCCCUGGCGCAGAUUGCGUGUCCAGAAGGGCCAGACAUGAUGGCCAGCGUGACGUCAGAGACGGAGGGCGAGGUCGCGGAUGGAGUUGGAGGUGAUCGGAAGGACUCACACACGUGGGAUUCCCUCUACUUCGCACGACUAGACGGCACCGAUUGCUCAGCCCCUGACAGUUUGCCACCCUCAACUCCUCGUACGCCCGGUCAGGCGACAGUCGAAGGUUACUAUACAAGACGGAUUCUUCACCAUUAAGGUGUGCUCGGAAGGUGAUAGCGAGGACCUGGAAGUUGUUCCAGCUUCUCAGUUUACGACACUCCGAGAGGUCCUGGAGCCUGUCCUCACCAGGCGAAACAUCGACAUUAACUUCGUCAACGUCUUCAUCGAGAAGUCCAACACCCCACUCCCCCUCUACUCCGAUUCCUUUUUUCUCGUCGGCAACACCUUGGAGAUCAAAGAGAAAGAUGAGC
Pomacea canaliculata is the source of this 3142-nucleotide messenger RNA. RefSeq names its product pleckstrin homology domain-containing family G member 5-like. NCBI's taxonomy places the organism in Eukaryota, Metazoa, Mollusca, Gastropoda, Architaenioglossa, Ampullariidae. The coding region runs from base 1803 to 2927 and encodes 374 amino acids. The transcript has 8 exons. The record is from RefSeq and is a predicted model, not a curated record.